GGAGGUGGCUGGAGGAUGCUGUGGAUGUGGCAGAAACCUCGAGUGGUGUCAGGUGCCUAGAGUGGGGACGGUGCUUGGAGGAGACGUGUCACCUGGAGCAGGCUGCCUAACAGGAUCGAGGAGCCAUGAACUGGGGUUGGUUUGAGGGGCUGCUCCGUGCUGUCAAUGUCUACUCCACAGCCUUCGGCCGCAUCUGGCUCUCCCUGGUCUUCAUCUUCCGCCUGCUGGUUUACGUGGUGGCAGCCGAGAAGGUCUGGAGCGAUGACCACAAGGACUUUGACUGCAACACACGGCAGCCGGGCUGCACCAACGUGUGCUAUGACCACUUCUUCCCCGUCUCCCACAUCCGCCUCUGGGCCCUGCAGCUCAUCCUGGUGACCUGCCCGUCCCUCCUGGUGCUCAUGCACGUGGCCUACAGGGAGGCCAAGGAGGAGAGGCUCCGUGAGAUCCAAGGGGACAAUUAUCGCCGCAUCUACCCCAACCCCGGCAAGAAGCGGGGCGGGCUCUGGUGGACGUAUCUGCUCAGCCUCCUCUUCAAGGCCUGCGUGGAUCUGGUUUUCCUCUACGUCUUCUUCCACCUCUACAGGAACUACACCCUGCCGCGGGUGGUGAAGUGCAAGCUGCAGCCCUGCCCCAACAUCGUGGACUGCUUCAUCUCCCGGCCCACCGAGAAGAACAUCUUCACCGUCUUCAUGGUGGUCACCACCUGUGUCUGCGUGGUGCUGAACCUCAUCGAGGCCACCUACUUGAUUGGGAAGCGGUGCCAUGAGUGCACGGAGAUCGAAGGAGGGGACAGCAGGAGGAACAGCCAUGACUACCCCAUGUCCGGUGCCAACCCCGUGGGCACGGGCGGGCAGGUGUUCCAUGGGGCUGACUACAAACCCCCCACGGCCACCACCCCGCUCACAGCCUCCUGUCCCAGCACGCUGCCCAAGGAUGAGGCUGGUUCCUAGAGCUGCCCAGGAGAAAGCAGGAGCUGCUCACCUGGCCUGCAACUUCCUGGCUGCUCUUCUUCCUCUGUGCUCCAGGGUAGGAGCCCUGAGGGUGGCAGCACCCUGGAGUUGGGCUGUGCCCGAGGGGUCUCUGCCUCUCCUGUCCUGGGAAAGGCAUUUACAUCAUCCUGCUGAAUUUGGGGUAAAGCUGGGGCUGUAAAACACAUUCUGUCCAAGGCAGUGACAGGCAGCUGUGAACUGACAGUGGUGCCCACACUCUGAGCCUGUACCAGCCAGGACAGACACCCUGAUACCUCAGGAAACCCCUCUCCCUAUCUCUCACCCCACAUCAGCCACUCAGUGGGUGUCAGGGCCACCUCAGACUGAUGCAAUUGCCAUUAAUAACACUCAUUAGUUGAGUGGGGACAAGAGCAGGUCCCGGGUACUGCAGCCACCUCAGGCGUGAGGAUCCAGCCAGGCAGGAUGGAUCUGUGGGCUGCUGGAUCAUCCUGCCUGGCCAGGGCAAAAUACCUGAGCAAAACAGCCAAACUCAGGAGAGGAAAACACCCCAAGCAUUGAUUAAACAAUGACAUUAAA
Zonotrichia leucophrys gambelii is the source of this 1529-nucleotide messenger RNA. RefSeq names its product gap junction beta-5 protein-like. Gene Ontology annotation, cellular component: connexin complex. The record is from RefSeq and is a predicted model, not a curated record. The transcript has 2 exons. Bases 126 to 953 code for a protein of 275 amino acids. Gene Ontology annotation, biological process: cell-cell signaling. Gene Ontology annotation, molecular function: gap junction channel activity. NCBI's taxonomy places the organism in Eukaryota, Metazoa, Chordata, Aves, Passeriformes, Passerellidae.